This is a messenger RNA of Diabrotica virgifera virgifera (western corn rootworm), 13921 nucleotides long. Its product is annotated as alpha-2-macroglobulin. Gene Ontology annotation, molecular function: protein binding; endopeptidase inhibitor activity. NCBI's taxonomy places the organism in Eukaryota, Metazoa, Arthropoda, Insecta, Coleoptera, Chrysomelidae. Gene Ontology annotation, cellular component: extracellular region. The transcript is spliced from 23 exons. Bases 257 to 5524 code for a protein of 1755 amino acids. The record is from RefSeq and is a predicted model, not a curated record.
CGAUGACUGUACAGUGUACCGACAGUUGAAUGGUACCAAAACAAAACAAAUCGUGCCGUACCUAUUUCUCCUACUUUCGUUUCAUUAAUCGUGUAAUCUGUGAUCUGUGAAAGCGCGAUGCUGUUUGUUGUGAUAAGAGUGACAAAACGAUAGCGAAAUUGAUAAUAAACUGAUACUGAUGUUUACUUAUUACCGGAAUUUUGUGUAAACAAAUCAAAUCCCAACAGACGCUUCUGAUAAAAUAAUUACAGGUUUUAUGAAGAUGAAAUUAAAAAUAUUUUUGGCGAUAUGUCUAGUCAUAUACCACGUAAAAGCACAACAAGUUAGUGUACCAGAAAACCCGUAUACUCAAUUUGACGCAAAUGGAGUAUCAUCAACGACGAGUAGAUACGGAGAUUUAAAUCCUUAUAGUAGUCAAGAUCCGGAUAAUCCGUAUGGUCAAAGUAAUCCCCAAGAUUCUCUUGAUCCGUAUGGAAGCAGAGACCCGUAUGGAGAUGGAAAUAGGGGGCAAGGCGGUUCUUUCAAUAGAGGACGAAACGAUUUUAAUAACAGAGGAAAUGAGUACACGCCUUAUGGUCAAGGGAAUCAGUAUGGAAAUACUGGCGGUGGAAACUAUAACGAUUUUUUUGAGAGUGAUCGACGACCUUUUAAUGCCCACACAACCAUAAUAAGAGAGGCAACAUAUUUUGUUGUCGCUUCUAAAAUGGUCAGACCAGGACAACUAUACAGGGUCUCUGCGACUGUACUCAAAGAAACACAACCUAUAACAGUCAGAGCUUCUAUACAAAGAAACGGAGUUGAGAUGUCUUCAGAUCACAAAAAGGUUAAAGAGGGUAUUCCCGAAACCCUAUUAAUGAGGGUUCCAAGUACAAGUGCACCUGGAGAAUACAAAUUAAGAGUGGAAGGUUUAUAUGAUGAUGUUUUAGGAGGUGCUCAGUUUGUUAACGAAACAGUAUUAACAUUUUCGCAAAGGUCUAUGACCAUAUUUAUACAAUUAGAUAAACCAGUUUACAUGCAGGGCGAAACAGUGCAUUUUCGAACUAUACCCAUAAAUACAGAGUUAAAAGCAUUCGAUGACGCUGUAGACGUUUAUAUGCUAGAUCCAAGUGGAUACAUAAUGAAGAGGUGGCUGUCCAGACAGUCGAACUUAGGAACAGUUAGUUUGGAUUACCAACUUUCCGACCAACCCGUAUUUGGCGAAUGGAAAAUCAGAGUCAUCGCCCAAGGACAAGUUGAAGAAUCUACUUUUUUGGUAGAGGAAUAUUAUCAAACGAGAUUUGAGGUCAAUGUAACGAUGCCAGGAUUCUUCUUGAAUACAGAACCUUACAUUCAUGGAAUUAUCAUGGCGAAUUACACUAGUGGUGCUCCCGUGCGGGGAAAUUUAACACUAAAAGCCACCGUUAGACACAUUAAACCGAUAGAUCCGAAUCAAAAUCAGCGGAAGCCUAGAGUCAGGCCGGGCGACCGUUACAAUAAUAAUCAAUACAAUAACCAAAACCAGUAUCAAUAUGACCGUAAUAGACAAUACGACAUCAAUAAUCAACCAUAUGAGCCUAUUUAUGAUAAUUUUGAUGGGCAAGGCAGUCACUACAAUAUACCCAUUAUGGAAAAAUAUUUUGUGUUUGAUGAGGAAAUGCCGUUCUGGAUAAAACCUCCUGUCAAUUACUACGAGCCUAUACCUACUAUGAAGUUUUUCGAAGGCGUGUAUGAAUUCAAAUACCCGAUUCAAGAAUUGUUACAUUAUGUCCCAACGCUGGAAGGUGUCGAAGUAUUGAUCACUGCUACAGUUGGUGAUAGAUUUUUGGAUGAAGUAAUAGAAGGUUUCUCAACUGCUAGGAUUUUCAACUCCAGUAUUAAGCUACAGUUUUUGGGCGGAUCUCCACAAGUUUUCAAACCAGGAAUGCCCAUAACCACAUAUAUUACUGCUUCGUAUCAUGACGGUUCACCUCUAUCAAAACAAAUGCUUGAAAAUAGCGUAGUGGAAGUCAUCACAUCUGUAGAUUCUAGAGGAGGAGGAAGACGCGAUGUUCCUAUUGAUACUCUUUACCAAUCUGAUGAUCAUCCUGGUGUCUGGGAAUAUAAAUUAGAUCUUAAAAGAGAUUUAGGAGUUAGUGGACCAAAGGCGUAUGAAGAACUAAGUCAAUUAAGUGCAGUUAAAAUCCAAGCCACAUUUAAAGACGGUUACAGUGGGCAGCGAGCUACUACAGACUUGCUUAUGUUAGCGCAUUACAGUCAUUCUGAUCAGCAUAUCAAAGUUAUUACGAGUACUGUUGAUCCCAGAGUUGGAGAAUACAUGAUUUUCCACAUCAGAAGCAACUUUUUCGUUGAAAAAUUCAGUUACCUUAUUAUUUCCAAGGGAAUCGUAUUAGUAACCGGAGAUCAAGAUAUGGAUGAUUACGUCAGCACAAUGGCUAUAGCCUUAAGUGCUGAAAUGGCUCCAGUCGCAACCAUUGUUGUAUGGCAUAUUGGUCAUAGUGGAGAUUUAACAGUAGAUAGUUUAACUUUCCCUGUCAAUGGACUUAGCAGAAAUAAGUUUAAAGUAUUCAUCAAUAAUAAGAAGGCUAGAACUGGACAUAAGGUAGAAGUAGCCAUUUAUGGUGAACCUGGAUCUUAUGUCGGGCUGUCAGGUAUAGAUCGAGCUUUCUACACUAUGCAAGCAGGAAAUGAAUUAACUUACGCCAAGGUUAUAUCGAAAAUGUCUACUUUUGACGAACAAACAAAUGGUACACACAAACAUAUUUGGUUUUCUCAUGAAGGUUUUCCCGAUGAAAUCGUCCACUUCCCAAGUAAUACUUUUGGUAUCGAUGCUAAUAGAACUUUCGAAUAUGCUGGAUUGGUAGUUUUCAGUGAUUUCGCAUUACCUAGGAGACGUAGCCUUUGUAAUAUAACUAACGGAUACGGAGAGUGCCUUAGUGGCCAGUGUUAUAGAAUACAAAAAAGAUGCGACUUUUAUAGAGAUUGUGAAGAUGGCACGGAUGAGUCUGGAUGUAACUAUGAUAAUGGAACAGAAUUACAGUUGUUUAGGAAAUUUAGAUUCAAUCGAGUUCAGCGUCAGUACGAAAAUGUGUGGGUUUGGAAAGAUGUAAAUAUCGGUCCACAUGGAAGAUAUAUUUUUAAUAUACCAGUACCGCCAAGGCCAGUCCAUUGGAUGAUAUCAGCUUUUUCUAUGAGCCCGUCGCUAGGUUUUGGAAUGAUUUCCAAAGCUAUUGAAUACGUGGGAGUGUUACCAUUCUUCAUAAAUGUCGAGAUGCCAAACACAUGCAUGCAAGGAGAACAGAUCGGUAUUCGUGUAACUGUAUUUAACUACAUGACAGAAUUUAUGGAAGCUACAGUAGUGUUGAAUGGAUCGCCCGAUUAUAAAUUUGUACAUGUUGAAGAGAAUGGUAUUGUUAGAGCGUACAAUCCAAGAACAUCUUUUGGAGAGCAUCAAUUUUUCAUAUUCAUAAAGGAACAAGAUGCUGCUGUUGUCUAUAUACCAAUCGUGCCUACAAGACUUGGCGAUAUUGAUGUCACAAUUCACGCUUCUGCCCUUAUUGGCAAAGACCAAAUAACUAGACGAAUUCGUGUAGAAUCUGAUGGUUUACCUCAAUACAGACAUCAAUCUAUGUUACUUGAUCUAAGUAACAGAGCCUAUGCCUUCCAAUAUAUGCACGUGAAUAUUACAGAAACUCCUGUGAUUCCAUAUGAAUACGAUCGUUACUAUGUAUAUGGAUCUAACAAAGCUAGAAUAUCUGUCGUUGGUGAUGUAGUCGGAGCUGUAUUCCCAACUAUGCCUAUAAAUGCUACUUCCUUGUUGUAUUUACCAAUGGACUGUGGCGAACAAAAUAUAUUCUCUUUUGCUGUAAACAUGUACACAAUUUUAUAUAUGAGAUACACACAAAUUAGAAAUAGGAGUAUAUCCCGUGAUGCUUUUCACUACAUGAAUAUCGGUUAUCAAAGACAGUUGUCUUUCAUGAAACCGGAUGGAUCCUUCAGUACGUUUAGAAGCGAUUGGAACCAAUCAUAUUCUUCCGUUUGGCUUACCUCUUAUGUUGCCAGAGUAUUUCAAGAGGCGAGUUUUUACGAAUGGGAAAACUAUAUAUACAUCGAUCCAGCGGUGAUCGCCAAAUCUGUAGAAUGGGUAUUAAAACACCAGAACGAAUAUGGAGCCUUUUGGGAAGAAGAUUGGUUACCAGAUAGAAAGUAUAAUUCUACCCUUAAUUUUGAUAAUGAUCCAAUCCGAUACAGAAACAUCACUCUUACUGCACAUGUUCUUAUUAUGUUAGAGUCCGUAAAGGAUUUGACAAGUGGCCUUAGUUCUAAAGUAGCUAUAGCAGCAAAGAGAGCAAUAAUGUGGUUAGAAAGAAACAUGGAACUGAUAAACGACAGAGGUUCAGCUUUCGAAGUUGCAAUAGUCGCUUAUGCUCUUAUGAAAAGUAAAGCUGCUAGUGCUGAAAUGGCUUUCAUCGAACUUUCUAGCCGACGACGUUCUGAAGGUGGUCUAUUAUAUUGGGGUCGAAAGACAGUUCCGCAGCCUCCGCAUAAAGUUGAGAAUCAAAAGCCAUUCUCGCUUCCUAGAUUGCCUUACGAAUAUGAUUCCGAGAAUAUUGAAGCAACUGCGUAUGGUCUUAUGGUAUAUGUAGCCAGACAUGAACAAGAAGUCUUGGUUGAUAAUAUUGUUCGAUGGUUGAACACACAGAGGUUAACCGAUGGAGGAUGGGCUUCUACAUCAGACACUGCUAAUGCCAUGAAAGCUCUUAUAGAAUAUACCUCAGCUCAACGUAUUCGUGAUAUAUCGAGUCUUUCUGUAACUGUAGAGGCCACUGCACUUCCCGGUCAAACACAGACGUUAUACGUUAAUGGCAAAAACUGGGCAAAUCUGCAGUAUCUUGAUAUUCCUAACGCAUGGGGUACCGUCAAAGUACAAGCUAGAGGAACUGGUUAUGCUAUAUUGCAAAUGUCUGUGCAGUACAAUGUUGAUAUAGCAAGAUUCCAAACUAAACCACCGGUACCAGCAUUUGAUCUUUGGACUAAGCAGUAUUUCUAUGGAAGAAAUCAGUCUCACAUAACAUUCGUGAGUUGUCAAAGGUGGAAUCAUCUUAACGAAUCGGAAAGAUCUGGUAUGGCAGUUCUUGAUGUCACCAUCCCAACUGGAUACAUUAUACAGCAGCAAGAUUUAGACGCUUACAUUUUAUCUUCAAGAGUGAGAAAUUUACAACGAGCAAGAUUUUUCGAAAGAAAAGUGUUGUUUUACUUUGAUUAUCUUGACUACCAUGAAACCUGUAUCAAUUUUACUGUUGAAAGGUGGCAUCCUGUGGCCAAUAUGUCAAGAUAUUUACCUAUAAGGGUAUACGAUUAUUAUGCUCCAGAACGAUUCAACGAAACUAUCUUCGAUGCCUUAUCAUCCUACGUCCUGGAUAUAUGUCAAGUCUGCGGUAGCAGUCAAUGUCCAUAUUGUGACAUUUACAACGCGGCAACGUUUGUAUAUGUAUCACAAGUUCUUGUAGCCCUUGCUAUGUUACUGACAAUAAGGAAUCUCAUUUAAAUCCAAAAUUUAUUUGUAAAGUUGUAUAUAGUUUUGUUUGAACUUUGUGUAGUAUAAAAGGAUAGUGCCUAUGUAAAAAGAUCUGAAGAUAUUGUGAGUUGAGCUAGGUUUAAAAACCUAAAACGCUCUCUGUAGGAGUAUAGUCAUUAAAAAAUAAAAUAACAUACAGACUAAGCCAAAUAAAACAUACGCAAUUAAUACAGUGUAUCGGAACUACAUACAUUUGAUAAAGUCGACCAAUAUAAAAGCAACAUAUAAAGCAAAAGUCGACACAUAUAAAUCAUAGCAACAUAAAAUCGGCAUGUAUUAAAAUAUCGUUCAACCACUAUCUCCUUUUAUGAGCGAGCCGCUAUAUACGACAUGCUACCGGUUAUUUUCGGCUGAGCUCAGUCGUAAAAGGAGACAGGUAGUUGAAUGAUAUUUUAUACAUGCCGUGUGUCGAACUUUUAUAUUGGUCGAUUAUUUCAAAUGUAGUUCAGAUGCACUGUAUUAAUUGCAUAUGUCCCGUUUUUAUUUGGUUUAUUCUGUAUACAGAAUGCGUUACAUUAUUAUUGUCUAGUAACUUUUUUUCAGUUCACUUAAAGUACAGAAAACAAAUACAAUAAGUUAAUUCCUGUAUAAUUUGUAAAUCAGUUAGAACAAAUUAGUUUUAAUGAAGUUCAUGUACCGUUUUUGAUCUAACAUUAGCCACUAAAAUAGAAUAAAAUAAAAAUAAGAUAUUUGUCAAUUAUUUAGAAUGUUUGGAUCUGUUAUAUUUCAUUACGUAUUGUAAUACAUGUCUUAUUUUUUAAUGACUAUAGAAUUUAUGAAAUAAGAUCAAAUAAUUCAAAAGUUUUCAGGGCUUCUAAAUAUUUUAUUUCGUAAUACAUUUUAUGUCUUUCAAACUCGUAAGUAUUUGGAACAAAAAUAAUUCAUAUUUUUAUAUUGUUUUUCAUAUUUUUUAAAUUGUGUUUAGUAAUAUGUUGUUAUGUAUAGACAUACUAUUAGUUUAGUUGCUACAGCAAAAUAUAUUGACUGCAUUUAAUUUACAAGAAUGUCCAACGCGAUUACAUUUUUGUCGUGCCAUAUAUUGAUAUGUCAAUUUUGGUAUGGGGCAAGGAUAUCGAAUGAUCAACACGUUAAGCAAAUUUGAAACAAUAUAAAUAAACAUUAGAUAUUGACGAACUAUACUAUUAUAAAUAAAUAUUUAACUUGUUACCGUCCGUAUAUUGGGACCGUGCAAGUUCGGCAAAGCGACCUCUAUUUCUACGCUCUGUACUUUUAUUCGCAGUUUUAAUUAUAUUGGCCAAUUAUAUUAGUCCUGGUUGCUGGAUAAUUGUCAAGGCCACAGUCCAAAAAAAUAAUAAGAAAAAAUAAGAUGCAGGUUAUGUUAUGCAAACGUAAACAAUUGUAUGUAGUAAAUAAAAUUAGUUAUUAAAAUGCAGUACUGCAAGCAAAAUACAAUUAAUUAAAUUUACCUUUAUAUAAUAAUUGCAUAUCAUAUCAAUAUUGUGGAGCAAUAUAUAAUUUUUCUGCUUCAAUGACAGAAGGUAUGAAAUAUACGUCAAUUUGACAAUUUCAAUUGACGAUAUGAAUUAUUUAAGAUAGUUGCAAUAUUUCUCCGCGACUCGCGCACGGUCGUUUCUCGUUUCCCUUCCAAGUACUUGCACACCGCGAAUACCUGCUAACUUGGAUUUUCCGGUAGAUAACAUUCCAAAGGCCGAUUUACGACUGAUGUUUUAAGGGACCACUUUCAACUACAUAGAGAAGAGUCAACCAAACUUAGUAUUUUGAUAAACGUGGUCGAAAGAUUUUCUGGCCUGUUCUGUUUUCGAUCUUAUUUAUAGAUCAGGAUUUAGUCUGUUAUCGAUCCAACAUCCCAGGUACUUAUCUAUUGACCUGUUCUAAAAUGUGCCCAAAAUGUAAAUAUUAGUGAGUAAAAAAUUUUGAAGAUUUCUUGUUAAGUUUCAAUCUGAACUGCUUACCAUUCUUGUACGCUGUAAUAAAAUUUAUGUAAAUGAUAGAAACGUAUUUUUUAUUUGUGUUAACAAAUAUUUUUGUAAAACUUUGUCAAAUGUUUGGCUAAGGUCCACAAAUAUUAUUAUGCAUGUAUUUAAAAGAUCUUUUUGUAACUUUUUGUAAAAAUAUGCAAUAUUUUUGUUCCAGAAUGUUUUGCUAUAUUUAGUUGAAAAUUCCGCCCGACAAAAAAUCAAAAUGAAAUUCAAAACUUAGAUUUACUUAAUAUGGUAUACAGACUAUACUUUACUUAAAAACGUUUUUACAUUUAAUAGAAAACAUAAAGAAAUAUUUUUGAGGAAUCCCCUGAAACCUUUGUUGUAGACAUAAUGUUGUUGAACUUAAACUGAAAAUUUUAAUACUUUUUUUUAUAAUUAAGUGUGUGAAUGUUAUUAGGUUAAAACUUCAGUGAAAAUCUUGUGGACGAUUUUUUAAGCAUUUGGAACCUUCUUAUGGUCCAUGAGAUUUCAUGCAGCUCUACAAAAUCUCUACUAUGUGUAAGAAUCGUCUUUAAUAUAGAUUUUUUAAGAACACAUUUCGCAUCAUAUCAUACCUAAGAUAUAAGAUAUAGUUUGUUUUUUUUUUUAAAGUUUGAUAAAAACUUUCAAUUUACGAUGUUUCAUUAUUAGGGUACUUUUACUUAACUUUGUGUUCAUUAUUCUACGCAAAACUUUCAAUUAUCGUAUUAGUACAAAUAAAUUUGCAGCAUCUACACCGCUCUCUGUAUGUUUAGACAUAUAGUGCACUAGAUACUCGCUAAUAGACUAACUUUGUCGACUCAUUCAGUAAGUGAUAUAUUGUUAUUAUUUUAAGGAAUUAAUAUUGUUGUCGAGCUCUUCUCUAGAGUAAUAAUUGGAACUUAAUUGGAAUUCAAUUAAAGAACAAAUCUUUUUUCUCGAGAAACGACCAAAAAUUUGACACGAUUUUUUAAUUGACAAAGUAUAAACUCGUAUUACACACACCCCAUAUCACAUUUAGUGUUGGAGCGUGGAAUUGACAUUGUGUUUAUCCACAAUAGCAUAUUUUGAGUUCUAUUCAAUAACAAUACAGUAUGGUCUAAGAGCUAGCAACGUUUUCGAGAAACUAUUUUAAGACAGUUGAUUCUUUCAUAUAUUGUUCCCUAUACUUCCUCGAACACCGUACCGGCCAUCUGGCUGCUGAUACAGGUUGCGAUCAUUACUGCGCAGCACACCUGUACAGGUAUAUACAAAAUCAGGGUGAUUGAUUAGUGUGAUAAAGCUUAGUAGAUCCGCUAUAGUAAUAGAUAGCAAUAAAAGUUAAUAACAAAACUUGUAGCCAACUUUGAGCUUCACAUUACAAAAUUAGUUAGAAUGUUACAGGGUGUUCGAUAUCAUAGUGGCAGACCAAACUUAUGUUUUUUUUUAAAUGGAGCACCCUAUAUUUUAUUUUAUAUUCGAAAUCCUGUUAACUUCUCCAUCACAAAAAUAUAAAGGUUUGUUAUGUUAUACAGGGUAUUUACAAAGUUAUAACCAAUGUUCUACGAAAAUCGUAUUAAGUUCAGUUCCCUGUAUAAAUAAAAAUAAGCACAACAGCAAUGGUUUAUUGGUGCCAUAUUUUUUUGUUGAUUGUCAAAAUUUAUAAAAAUUGUUGAUAUUGCUAAUUUUAUUUAUAUCGAAUACAGGAUGAGUCAAAACGAAAGUACAUUAUUUUCUCAGUAAUUUUAAAUAGAACACCUUAAUUAAUAAUUUGCUCUGAAAAAUGAAAAUAUCUCGAAAACUAACAAAUUUAGGCAUAGGGAAUAUUAUACAAAAAUUAAAGUACGGUAAUGAUACUUUUCGAUGGUGAUAUAAAAUACAGGGGGUUCCAUUUAAAAUUUCUGAGAAAAGAAUGUACUUGCGUUUUGACUCACCCUGUAUUCGAUAUAAGGAAAAUUAGCAAUAUCAACCAUUUUUAUAAAUUUUGACAAUCAACAAAAAAUAUAGCACCAAUAAACCAUUGCUGUUGUGGUUAUUUUUAUUUAUACAAGGAGCUGAACUUGUUACGUUUUUCAUAAAAAAAUGGUUAUAACUUUGUAAAAGCCCUAUAUAACAUAACAAACCUUUAUAUUUGUGUGAUGGGAAAGUUAAGAGAAUUUCGAAUAUAAAAUAAAAUAUAGGGUUUUCCAUUUAAAUAAACAUAAGUUUGGUUUGCCACUAAUUCGUAACUAAUUUCGUAAUGUAAAGCUGAAAGUUGGCUAAAAUUGUUAUUAUCAAGUUUUAUUGCUAUCUAUUACUAUAGCGGAUCUACUGAGCUUUAUCACACUCAUCAAUCAUCCUGUAUAUUGAAUUUAAAUUAUUUUAGGACGAAACAUUUUUUGUCAUUACUUUUUAAACCACAAAAAUGUCAGGCAAUUAUAGUUCAUAUUUCUAAUAAUGUUUAAAAAGUAAUGACAAAAUAAUUUUUCGUCUUACAAUAAUUUUAAAUUCGACAUGUUUACCUGUACAAAUGUGCUGCGCAAUAAUGAACGCAACCUGUAUCAGCAGCCAGAUGGCCGGUACGGUGUUCGAGGAAGCAUAGGGAAUAAUAUAUUAAAGAACCAGUUGUCUUAAAAUAUUUUUUUUCGACGUUGAGCUCUUGGUCCAGUAGUAAACUAUUUGAUUGAUCGAUUUGAUUGAUUGUAAAUCCGCGAUAACUGCCUAGUUGAGGUUGAUGCAACGCGAAUAAUCAAUUAUCUGAUAAUCUGAGAAAUAAGAAUUAUUUUUUCAUCGUAUUGCCGAACUCCUCUGCCAAGCGAAAAGAUCGAAAACUCGCAGUGGCGUAUCUGCGAGGGGUUAUUUAAUGUUAUCUGCUAUUCAGAUACACUUGGGUUACUGUUUUGCUGGAACUGUUUGCUGAAGUAAUGUCGAAAAGGGUCAUUUUAAAAUUUUCGCAAUAACGCUUCUAAUUGGAGUUUGCUGUACAUAUUUUCCAUUGUUGAAUAGAAAACAAAUCAUGAACAAGCCAUGGAGACAAAAACAGAUGAGCUUAAGACGAAGCUAUAUAUAAAACUAUUGUUAAGCUCAUUAUGGCAUCGACCAUGCGAAGACACGGUUGAAAAGAAGUAAAACAAAUUAUAUAUCAAAUAAUAGAGAUGAGUGUUCUCUUCUCUUUUUCUUUUAGUUCCUUCUCCUAUGGAAGGUUGGCUAUCAUCACAGCUAUCCGUACCUUAUCGGCAGUUGCUCUGAAAAUAUCUACCGAGAUGCAACUACACCACUCUCUUGGGUUUUUCAGCCAGGAAAUUAUUCGUCUUCCUAUAAAUAUUUCAGUUUUCUUGUUUUGAUGUUAUUUAUGAUUUCGCAAUCCUUUUCUAGCGUUCUUAGCACUUCUACAUUUGUAACUUGUUGGAUCCAUGGUAUUUUUAAAAUCCUUCUAUAGCAUCACAUCUUAAAUGCUUCCAAGUUCUUUAUAUUCCCCACUUUUAGUAUCCAGCUUUCCAUUCCAUACAAGGUCGAGAACAUGUAGCUUCUUAAGGCUCUUAUCCUCAGCUCCAGAAGAAGGUCUUGAUUAACAAACAUUUCUUCUCUACCUUGGUCAUUGAUUUCAUUCACCCAAGUUCACAGAUAUUUGUAGUUAUUCACUCUUUCUACUUGGUUUUCCUCGAUAUCUGACCUUCCUGCUGAUGAGGGCAUAGAGAGAGGUUAAUGAAAAAUAUAAAUAAAUGGAUUAAAUGGAGAAAAUGGAAUAUUGGUCUCAUUUUAAGAACUGGGUGUGAUGAGUAUUUUUAGAGGAUAAAAAAGUCAUAUUUAAAGAAAAAUGAAAUAUAUGCAGGGCCGCCGAGAGGGAUGAGCGGGCCCCGGUAAAAAGUGAAGGGCGGGCCCCGGUAUAAAGUGAAGAGCGGGCUCCGGUAAAAAGUGAAGGUUUUUUAUAGAAAUGAAAUUAUUAAUAAUAAAUAAUAAGAAACAUUUCAAAUAUAAAUUUUAUGAAAUUUUGAUUAUAUAUUUAUAAUAGUGAAAAUAUUUAUAUUACAGAUGCUUUUCGAGUUUUCUGAUUGGCAAAAAUGUCUCUAAUUUUUGAAAAAUCUCAUGUUUUUGCCAAAUCAUUCUCAAUUCACAAAAUUGAUAAGCAGCUAACCGAUUAUGUUUCAUUGUAGCUAUCAUUACCUCAUAGAUUUUUUUAUGCGAAAAAGAAAACUAAAGGAUCUUUCUGCUUCUGUGACUGUCACCGGUAAUAUGCAAAAUAUUUUUAACGCAAUAACGAUUCAAAUUUAGAUGUUUAAUUUUAAUUGGAGAAAGUUGGGAUUCACCAAUAUUAUCCUUGUAUAUCGCUCUCAAAUAAAAAAAUUUCUUUAUCAAUUCUUCACUGAUGUCUUCUUUAUAAAACUCGUGCAAUACAUAUAUCAAUUUUUUUCUUAAUAUUGUCGUCAUCUUCAUCUCGGAAUAUUCAUAAAGUGUUAAAUAGCGAAUGAAUUUUAUUUUCCGCAUUAAAUCUUCUGGUUAAAUUGCUUAUUAUAUGACAAUAUUAAAUAUUUCUCAGCGAAAUAUUGCGUCGGGCUCAAAAUUAUCAGUCACAUCACUACUAGGCCCAGGCAACUCAUCAAAAAAUCUCCCAAGCUUUUUGCGUCGUUUUUCUUUAUUUGAUGUAGAAUAAAAAUAUGCUUUAUUGUCACUGAAAAUUAUACAAUUUUAUGGACAAAACUUAACAUAGAGUCAGAGUAAUUUAAACUCUUAAUUUAUUCCAUAAUUGCUGCUAACUAAUUUAGAUUCUUCAACAUAGAUUCUUCUGAUUUUUUGUAAAUCUUCUAGAAGCCCUGAUAUAUUUUUAAUCUCCAUAUCCAUACCAUAGUUUUAUCUGACUGCACUGUAGUAUUUGACUCCUGUGAUUUAUUGCUUUUAAAAUUUUAAACAAAAUCGAAUAAAGGUCAUAAUAUUAAAUAUAGCCGAGUAUUAAUUAAACGCAUUAUGGGCAUAAAGUGAAGAGCAAAAAAACGGGAAAAAUUACGUCUUUGGUCUGGUCGACGCCGGGCUCCUUACAUCACCGGGCCCCGGUAAAAUGUACCGGCUGUACCGCCCUCUCGGCGGCCCUGAAUAUAUGGAUCGAUAACAGUCGGCCACGAAGAUAUUGAUUACUUGUUAGUUGUAAUUUAACAAUAUACUUAACUAUGAUAGGUACACAAGUUAGUCUAUUAUUUAUACAGAUGCUGUUUUAGUCUCAAAAAAUACCGUCCAUUAGCCAUUACCACUAACGUAGUUAGUGCUUUAGGAGUAGUAAAAAAUUUAAUAUAUCAUAAAUUAAAUUAUAAUACGAACUUGUUGUGGAUUGGAUGUCGAUAACGACCAGUGAAAAGGGAACAAUGUUGUAGAUUUUUUUUAUAUACAAUUGUGAAUGAAAUAGAAUAUCUACAGGGUUUGAUUUUGAGAUUAGUUUUUAGUCUUUUGUAUUUUCAACUAUUUGUAUAGCUAUAUAACACAAGUCUAUAACUUUUUGUUCACUUUUGCUUCAAGUAUGUAAAGAUUUAAGUUUUCAUUAUUUUUCUUGUUACAAUCUUAUUCAUCACCUCCUCAUUACCAAAUAAUUGAUCCUCGAUUUUUUAUAAGUUGAGAAAUUUUUUUACUAAUUAAGCUAGUUUUUAUCUAUUCUGCGAUAUUUUUGCUUUAUUCUUAUUUGAGAAUUGUUCACAUUAUAUUUUUCAUUAUUUCUUUACUUUUAUUAAAAUAACUUAAUUAAAUGUGAUAUGAUAUUCUACUUCAUUUCAGAUAUAUGUAUUUAUAUUUUAUAUUCUCUUUUUAUAAACAUGUAAUAAUCCUUUUGUUUAUUUCCGGUUGUGUUUGCAAGACAUCCAUGUGUAUUUUUUGUUUUUUAUAUUCCUUUAGUUUAUAUAAGUAUACCUACAAGUUUAAGCUUCAUUCUUGUUGUAUUAUUUGACAAAAAAUUACUUGCCUCUUGCGUGUUUGGUAAAUUAUAAGUUUAUAAUUUAUAAAAGUUACUUAAAAGAAUUAGAUUUUGCAAGAAAUAUUUUUGAAAUGAUAUUGUUAGAUUGAAGAUGACAUGAUCGAAAUAAUUAUUGGGUAAUACCAUGAUUUAUAUCAAUAAUUAAUGUUGAAUGAAGCUUGACAAACACAAAAUAGUUGUUUUUAUACUUGCACUAAAGUAAUUAGUUUAGAACAAAGAUAGAGAAGACUUGAAUAUUAUGUUUAUUUAGAACUUUGUCCUGACGCUUAAAUAUAAUCAAUAUUAGUUUAUAAAUCUGAUUGGACUAGCAGUUGGUAUAACUGUUAUUGAAUUUGAAUCUUAGGUUGUAAUUAUUUUUUGGCAGUUAUUUUAUUUUGUACACAACUAGCUGUUGGCAGUGAGAAGAAACGACCCCUAGAAGAUAUAUCUAAUAAUACUACUUAUUGCUCUUGUAAUAAUUUAUAUUAGAGAUUAUAUAAAUUCAGAAAAUAUUUGUACAUGGUGUUGAUUUUUUUAAUAAAUUCUUGAAAUUUG